AAAGAGAUAAAUAAAUCAUUCACUAGUGAACAAGCUGGUUAACGUUGUAUGUACUUUUCGAAAUGUUAAUCAAAUAUAUUGCAGUAGCAGUAAUUUUAGUAAACUCUAUAUUUUCUGAACCAGUCGACGUAGAUAAAUAUCUGCCUAAAGAAUGGAGAGGUAUGGUCAAAAAUGUUAAGGUCCAUUCGGAUAUUGGGAUGACUAUUUAUGACUUUUUAAGAAGGUACAACUAUCAUUACGAAAACCAUUGGAUAUCCACAGAAGAUGGCUACAAACUUCUUUUGCAUCGGAUUCCUUAUGGACAGAAUCAAAGUGUUCCCGAUACGAAACCUAGACCUGUUGUUCUUAUUAUGCAUGGGCUUGGAGCAAGUUCCUUGAACUGGAUCAUCAAAGGACCAAACGAUGCUUUGGGACUAGCGUUGGCUGAUCAGGGAUAUGACGUGUGGUUGGGCAACACUAGGGGCAAUCGUUAUUCCAGAAAUCACGAACGAUUGAAUCCAGAUAUUGAUACUACUGAAUUUUGGGAUUUUAGUUUUGAGCUUACUGGGAGAUAUGACGUAGCAGCCAAAAUCGACUAUAUACUUAAACAAACGGGCCAACAAAAACUUUUUUAUAUAGGACACUCUCAGGGUACGAGUCAGUUUUUCGCAUUAACAUCUUUAAGACCAGAAUAUAACGACAAAGUAGCGUUGAUGACAGCUUUAGCGCCCAUAGCUUACUUGGAACAUUUGAGUUCACCUAUUUUGAGACUCGCGGCUGACAAUAUGGCUUUAUUGCAGACACUUGUUAAUAUUUUUAAUAUUCAUGAAUUUAGUCAAAGUCCACUUACAAACACCUUAGUAGGUUUGGUAUGUGCUAAAGAAUCUCCUCUUAAAGAUAUAUGUUCCACGUAUACAUUUUUAACAUCCGGAUUUGAUCAUCAAGAAUUUGACGAGGGCUUUUUACCAUUAUAUUUGUCACACGUCGGAGUCGGCAUGUCAAUUAAUAUGUUACUGCACUUUGGACAAGAAAUUAAAUCACAUCAUUUUAGAAGAUACGAUUAUGGCAGAGAAAAAAACUUAAAAAUAUACCAUACCGCAGCGCCUCCUGAUUUUAAUUUAUCUGCAGUUACAGCUCCAGUUGCUCUAUAUUAUGCUAAAAAUGAUUUUCUAUCAUCAGUAAAGGAUGUAGAGAGAUUAAUAAGCGAGUUACCAAAUGUUAACAAGACACGUCUCAUCGAAAACAGAAGAUGGAAUCAUAUUGAUUUCAUUGUUGCCAACGAUGUACAUGACGUAAUUAACAAAGAUAUAAUUGCCCAUCUACAGACAUUUAUUGAUGAUGGAGCUUUAGAUCCAACUACAAGUGAACCUAUGAGUUCCACAACAGAGAGAACCAAAGGUAGUUCAGAUAGAAUUAUUAGUCAAAGUGUAUAUACAUUAAUUAUGACUGUUAUGUUGGUAUUAUAUUAUUAAUAAAUGUUUGUGGUAUUUUUAA
This is a messenger RNA of Diabrotica virgifera virgifera (western corn rootworm), 1473 nucleotides long. RefSeq names its product lipase 3. NCBI's taxonomy places the organism in Eukaryota, Metazoa, Arthropoda, Insecta, Coleoptera, Chrysomelidae. Gene Ontology annotation, molecular function: hydrolase activity, acting on ester bonds. Gene Ontology annotation, biological process: lipid metabolic process. The coding region runs from base 63 to 1451 and encodes 462 amino acids. The record is from RefSeq and is a predicted model, not a curated record. The transcript is spliced from 7 exons.